GGGGACAGAUGGGGAAGAAAGCAUGGAGACAGCACAGCUUCACAUGACCAGCCCAUUCUUCUCUUCAUCUUUGCCUAAUGCAUUUCCACAGAUCCAUUCUGUUAUUAUACACCUUUCGCCUAAUGCAUACUGCCAGAUAUGCUCUAAUACCUUACCAUUCAAAAGUACAGACAAGGUCAGCUGAAUAACAUGCAAGGUCAACAAAAACGCACAGACAAAAAGGAAGGUUGAGAGAGUUCAAGAGAUAAUUCCACAAGCUGAUAAGCAAGCAGAUUACUUAAUGACUUGAACUUCGAGCUCCUGUGUUUCUUCGUUGAAUCUUCACUGCAGAAACAAAUGGGAAAUGCACAGAUCCUAGCGCUCUACAUCACUAUAUCUGUCAUCACUUUUGUUUUAUCAAAGAUUAUUGAUUCUGUUCUCAUUUACAAGAGAUGGAAAAGAAAACAGAUUGUUUUUGCAGAAGGUUUCGUGGAAGAUAUUGAAAUUAAGCAACAAAGACAUUAUCGCUUUGGUGGAUAUGCCACGGUGUACAGAUUAACCAUUGAUGACUCAGCAGCUUACGCUGUGAAGAGACUAAACAGAGGAAGUGCAGACAGGGACAGAGGAUUUGAGAGAGAAUUGGACGCAAUGGGAGACAAAACACCGAAACAUUGUGACUCUUCAUGGAUACUACACAGCUUCUCAUUAUAAUUUUCUUGUAUAUGAGCUAAUGCCUAAUGGAAGUUUGUAUACGUUUCUUCAUGGUAAGUGAUUCAAUAGAAAACCAAGACAUGA
This is a messenger RNA of Rubroshorea leprosula, 774 nucleotides long. NCBI's taxonomy places the organism in Eukaryota, Viridiplantae, Streptophyta, Magnoliopsida, Malvales, Dipterocarpaceae. The record is from the annotation of a GenBank genome assembly.